UGCGAGAUAGGAAGUAUGUCACUCGUACAUGGUUUCUACUGUUGAAAAUUUAAAUGCUUGAUAAAGCCUUAUCUGCGAUGGUUGUAUCUCGCGCGGUACAUCCUGUAGGAACUAAAAUAUAAGAAUACCGCUAACAUAAGCAGUGAGUUCUGUAAUAUAUUAGAAUGCGCCUUCCCCCUCUGUAUUAAUAUUAUGAAAAAUUGCGGCCCAGCUGACAGAGAAAAGGAAGGUAAACAAAUAUUUUUGUCUUUCUGACUCUUUUCUACAAGGAAAAAAAAACCCAGUAUUAGCCAAUCAGCGAGUUCCUGACAAAGAAAACAAUAUUACAAUUUUUACAUCAGAGUGUAAUUGUUGGGAAUUGAGUGGAACACCUCCGCUCUUCUAAUGGUGCGCUCCAGUAUAUUAUAGAGCUCAGUUAAUACAGCUAGUUAAUACAGUAAGCUUUACACCAUUGUUAUAAGUCCUUUUGACGGAAAAUUUCAGGCUUCUUCGCGAUUAUUUCUUAAAAGCAAGCACGUGAGCGCACCGGCACAGGUACAACAAUAUGGAAAUCGACAUGAACAUUAACGAUAUAUUGCAAGUACUGCGAGAAAUGAUAACGUUUCUGGAAUGUCUCGGCGACGCGCAGCUUCCGCUUACGCUCGAGAGCUUGCGGGAGAAGCUGUUGGUACGGUCGAAAAACACUUUAAGCGUCACGAUGGCUCGAGCGUCGUCCUUAGCGGAACCUUACUUGGAUAUGAAGUCCGGGCCGAGAAGCGUAUUGUUGACUAAGAGCGAAGCCGAUUCAGAAGAAUACGUCGGAAUGGAAGAAUCUCAAAAGCGUACCCAGAUCCACCCUCGCACGCACACUCAUCAGGAUUAUUACGAAACUUUCGAAAACGACGGCUCUCUCCGGAUCGCAAGCGCGUCAUCGAUCACGAAUGAAUAUCUCAAGCAAAACGACGAUCGGGACGAGGGGGGACAAAUGCUGAUCGGAAUUUAUAAGAACGUUUCGGCGAUGCAAAUUAAAAGCAAGUGUUACAAAUGCGGUCCGCUCUACAGGAAGGAAGGAAAGAAGUUGUUUCUAUCGGAAAGCCGUGCCUGCUGGAUCGCAUUGGUUGGAUCGCAUCUGCUCAUCUAUCGAAGCGAACGACACAAUCGACCGUACGCGAUCUAUCAGAUUCGGGGUUACAGGGCCCGUCCGGCGCCAAUGAUGAUUCCCCGUGACCGACAAAAGAGCGAAUCAGCCUUCGAGAUAUAUAGUCCUGGAAACGAAACGUUACAGUUUAUUGCGAGAACACCCAAGGAGAUGGACCAAUGGAUAGCAAAGAUCUGCGAAAUAGAAUGUUGCAAUGAGAGCGAAAGGAAGAAAGCAACGGAAGCUCACGAAAAGAAAGGGCGGACUACUAUCGUCGAAUCCCCGUUAACGGAUCACAGCCGUAGUAACAAGACUACGCGAGAUGCUGAAAAAUCGGUUGUCGUCGAUAACUCAACGGCCAAAGCGGCCGAACUGACGAGUAACAGGAACAAAGUUGAGCGAAAAGAGAACACGGACGAAAGGGCGCCUUCGCUACCUGCCCGAAUACCUCGAAGGCUUCCCUCUUUACCUCCCGAUAACGAGAUUCUUACGGUAUCCUCUUACAGAGCGACCGUCGACGGUGACGACGACGAUGACGAUGACAUUUAUCACAGAAUCGAAGAUCUGAGGAACGAAACGCGUUAUCAAAAUAUGAUAUUGCCGAAAGACAAGCAGGCUGGUGCUAGUGACGAGAAACAGAAGGAAGAGAGAGCUAUCGCGUAUGACGACAUUGGUGCGCGUAAUAAAAAAAAUGAGAGAAAUGACCAGGUGGAAAAAGAUGCUACGAGGAUCGAGCCGAAACGGAACCUGGAUAAUGAUUCAUCUAUCGAGGUAUCUAUCGUUGACGGAGCGAUCGAGAAAAGAGAAGAGUUUUACGAUGAUGUGGGAAGCUUAAUUCCACACGGGAGAUUCGCCAAAGAUCGUGUCAAGAUCGAAACGUCGAGCAAGCUUCAACAAAAAAAGUCCUUUCUGGAUAGAGUUUUGAGUAGAAGAGAAUCUCCCAAAAGCAAAGAAUCGGACAAGAGAGAGAGGUAUCGUUACAAGGAGAGAGAGGAUAAAGUUUCAUCGAAUCCAGCAUCAUCUUUGGAUAUGGAAAAAAUGCCUACCUACGACGACGUGUCCGAUCUGACGUCGAAACAGGAUUACCAGGCAGGAUCCUUAACGGACGAGGACGAGGAAUUGUCGGAAUAUAAUCAUCCUCCUCCACCCAGGCCAAUUUAUCAAGUAAAAUUGCUCGCGGAAGGCCAAAGUGAAACGCAAGAAUUUUACGACGAUGUUAGUGCCUAUCAAGAACGGCAUAAUAAAAAUCCUCAGCAGGCGACACGGGAUUCAUGUAGUACGAAAGUAAACGAAGCUGAACGCAACGCGACGUACGACACAGAUCAAUCCGAAACGAACGCCCGAGAAGAGACGGAGCAUUAUCAGUCACCAAGAAGCGACUUGUGUAUUCGCGACGAUGCCGAUGAGAAGAAUGAACAAUUGUACGACGAUAUAGCGUUGUGGGCCGACUUUACAGCACGACAAAGAGACAUUGCCGGCAAGAGAGAGACUGAAGAUGCUAAAUCAGUCAGUUUGGACAAAAAGGCUUGGAAUCGAUUUGCCGUCAACCGAAAAUCACGAGUCACGAGCGAUUUUAACUGCUCCACCGAGCCAAAUAAACGAGGCGAUAACGAGGGAAGCGACGAGAUCGAAGAUUCCCCUACUGAGAAUAGUGGGGCGAUCAAAAGGAACACCUUUCAAAAAUUGAUCAGCAGAAUGGAAAACUCUCUCGCUAAAGUUUCCGCGAGAAGUCCGUCCUCGCUCUCGACGGGCAAGUCAAGUGUAUCGAGUAAUAGCUCGUAAAGCUCGGAUUUGUGCCAACUCGUGCGUCUCGUCUCGAAAAAAUCUAUAUACAGGGUGGGGCACCUAAUGAAACAAAACACCGGAAUAUCUCGAAAAUUAAACACGGU
Messenger RNA from Mycetomoellerius zeteki, 3006 nucleotides. RefSeq names its product DNA ligase 1. NCBI's taxonomy places the organism in Eukaryota, Metazoa, Arthropoda, Insecta, Hymenoptera, Formicidae. The record is from RefSeq and is a predicted model, not a curated record. Bases 545 to 2899 code for a protein of 784 amino acids. The transcript has 5 exons.